Messenger RNA from Leopardus geoffroyi (Geoffroy's cat), 3208 nucleotides. RefSeq names its product LEM domain nuclear envelope protein 2 (gene LEMD2). The coding region runs from base 52 to 1443 and encodes 463 amino acids. NCBI's taxonomy places the organism in Eukaryota, Metazoa, Chordata, Mammalia, Carnivora, Felidae. Gene Ontology annotation, molecular function: chromatin DNA binding. The record is from RefSeq and is a predicted model, not a curated record. Gene Ontology annotation, biological process: negative regulation of BMP signaling pathway; nuclear envelope organization. Gene Ontology annotation, cellular component: nuclear inner membrane. The transcript is spliced from 9 exons.
AGUUCCGGGUGCGGUGCGCGCCAGGGGCGGGCGGGGGGCGGCGUCCUGGCCAUGGCCGGCCUGUCGGACCUGGAGCUGCGGCGGGAGCUACAGGCCCUGGGCUUCCAGCCAGGACCCAUCACCGACACCACCCGGGACGUCUACCGCAACAAGCUGCGCCGCCUGCGGGGCGAGGCCCGGCUACGCGGCGAGGAGCGGCUGCGGGAGGAGGCCCGGCUGCGGGGCGAGGAGCGGCUGCGCGAGGAGGCCCGGCUGCGCGAAGAGGCGCCGCUGCGAGCCCGGCCCGCUGCGGCCUCCCUGCGAGCGGAGCCCUGGCACUCCCCGCCGGCCUCGGGCUCGGCCUACGCGACCUCUGGGGCCUUCGGCGAUCUCGGGGCCUCCGCGGCUUCCUGGUCCGGGAGCCGCGGCUUCGCCUACCCCGCCCGCCCUGCGCCGCUCAGGCGCCGCGCCUCGGUCCGGGGCAGCUCCGAGGAGGACGAGGACGCCCGGCCGCUCGACCGGGCCGCGCCGGGCCACGGAGUCCGUCGCUGGUGGGCCACGACCCCGGCCCCGGCACGGCUGUCCUCCACCCUCCUCGGCGCCGACCCGCGUCCGGGCCUGCGAGCGACGCGGACGGGCUCAGCCGGCGCGGCGCGGGCCCGGCCCGAAGCGGGGCGGCGGCUGGAGCGCUGCCUGUCCCAGCUCCUGUUCUGGGCCAGCCUGGGGCUGCUGCUCGUCUUCCUGGGCAUCCUCUGGGUGAAGAUGGGCAAGCCCUCGGCGCCGCAGGAGGCGGAGGACAACAUGAAAUUAUUGCCAGUGGACUGUGACAGUAAAACAGAUGAGUUCUGUCAGGCCAAGCAGAAGGCGGCCUUGCUGGAGCUGCUGCAUGAACUGUACAACUUCCUGGCCAUCCAAGCCGGUAAUUUUGAAUGUGGAAAUCCAGAGAAGCUAAAAAGCAAAUGCAUUCCUGUAAUGGAGGCCCAGGAAUACCUAGCAAACGUGACCAGCAGCUCCUCUGCCAAGUUUGAAGCUGCGCUGACCUGGAUACUGAGCAGUAACAAGGACGUGGGCAUCUGGUUGAAAGGGGAAGACCCAUCAGAAUUGGUGACGACCGUGGACAAGGUGGUGUGCCUGGAAUCCGCCCGCCCGCGCAUGGGUGUCGGCUGCCGCCUGAGCCGCGCCCUGUUCACUGCUAUCACCAACUUGCUCAUCUUCUUCUGGUGCUUGGCCUUUCUGUGGGGCCUCCUGAUCCUCCUGAAGUAUCGGUGGCGGAAGUUGGAGGAAGAGGAGCAAGCCAUGUAUGAGAUGGUGAAGAAGAUUAUAGACGUGGUCCAGGACCAUUACGUGGACUGGGAGCAGGACAUGGAGCGCUACCCGUACGUGGGCAUCCUGCACGUGCGCGACACCCUGAUCCCUCCGCAGAGCCGGGACGUGCAGGCAGGAAGCUUAGGGAGAGCAGACUGACCACGGCAGCGUUGGUUCAUGCUUGUUGUUUGGUCCUCAGCAGGAGGCAGCUACGUCGCCCUCCGGCUCCCAAGAGGAGGCCACUUGGUGUUUUCAGACUCCCACCAAAUUCCUGGCCCCACCAGGAGUCGCCACGUGACCAUGAGUCACGGCCACUCUGAGCCAGUUUCCUCAUCCAAAACAAAGACACCACUGCCGGGCAGAGGGCUGCGCUGAAGCCCUUGUUUACUCAACAAAUGGUUAUUGAGCACCAACCGCAGGCCACAUGCUACUGGGUCCCGGGGAGACGGUGGGGAGAAGAAACCCAAAUCCGCGCCCCAGCGGAACAUUGGUUCCAGGGAGGAAGAGAGGUGACAAGAUGCAUAAGGAAAACGUGUGCUAUUAGGCAGUAGUGACAAGUCCUCAGGAAAGGGGGACGGGGUGUCAGGAAGUGGCCUCACAGCUCAUUAAGUCUGUGCCUAGCACGUGAGCACUCACCCAAGAGUGGCCCUUGUUGCUUGGGCUUCAGUUCCAGGCAACCCACAUGCUCACUGAAGUAAGAGCAAGAGUGCCGUCGCGGCUUGUCUCCGGCCGGGCCACCCGGCCUCAGCUCCCGUGCCACAGCAGGGACCACAGGCGGGACUGAGCCCGGUCGGUAAACCCCGGGAGACUCAAGCCAUGUUGGCUCCCAGCCUCUCGAUUUAUCUCCCAGGCCCCCGGUCGGUGCACCUGAGCCCUCAUGUCGUGAGGACCUGUCCGCUGCUGUCGGCCCUGCGUGGGCACCGUCGGGCAUGCCCCGCAGAGGAGGGUCUGCCCGUGAGACUGAGGGAGAGCCGUGGAGCCUGGCUGGCGCAGGCCUGCUCGCUGCCUGGGAGGGGGGGCUGGGGCUAGAGCAGCCCAGUGGGCCUGCCCCACGGGACCUGACCUCUGGAGGAGAAAGCCCUGGCACCCCAACUCUGACUCCUGACCCACGGGCCACCUUGGGUGCUUCCCUCCUUUGUCCUCCCCCAGGUGGAACCUUCCCGCUCCCACAUGUACACACCCAUGUUCACUCUCCACGCGAGGGGUCACAGGGAGGUGGUCUGUGGUGCUGACGAAAGACGGGAACUCAUCGAAGAGAAGAAGUCAGAGCAAUCCUCCCUGACUGCCUUGGAAUCUUCCUGUCUAGUCUGGAGGGGGAAGAGACCACAGGGGGCUGUCCAAGGGGAUGCAAGGCCCCAGGGACCCAGCAGAGCAGAAGGGGCCCUGGCCGGUAGCUCUGGUUCCAAGAGCAGCUCCAGCUUCUUCACCUCCCCGGUUGGAUGCUUAGCUCAUUCGCGUGCUCCAAAGUACUGUGGAGUUUGGACUCGACAGCCCAGUGGCCACUCUUUAAUUAGCCCACAUGGGGCAUUAGAAUGCAGCUGGCACCAGUGGUGGGGCCACCUGGCCCGGGCUGCUGCGGUAACAGGUCCCAGCAAGCGCUGGCCGAGGCCAGCACAACCCCUUCCCUCUUGGACACCUGGGGGUGCCCUGGCCCCCUCUGGCCCCCUUCAGCUCCCUUUAAUUGAAUGCUUUUGGAGCAGAGAAGGUUGAGGAAUUAUUUCUCUGUGGCUCAAGAAAUUCCUCUCCUCUGCAGGAGCUCUGUUAGUACCUGAUGCCUUUUCCUCCCGCAGAUAAAUUCUGCGCGAGAUCCUGGAGUCAGGGCCCCAGUUUGUACAGAGGGUGCGUCCGGACCAGCUCGCUUCUCUGGGCAGUACCCAGUGAAGCUGCCGGGGCGCAGCUUGCCUGCUGAGCCUGGUCCUUGUCG